This is a messenger RNA of Prorocentrum cordatum, 2925 nucleotides long. The record is from the annotation of a GenBank genome assembly. NCBI's taxonomy places the organism in Eukaryota, Dinophyceae, Prorocentrales, Prorocentraceae.
AGGCCGACGAUCUCCUGCGAACGGGCACGACGAAGUCCGUGGGCAGCACCCGCAGCUCGCUCAGUCCCACGAGGCCCGCGAUCCGCGACAGCGUCGCCCCUGGCACCGAGAUGGGCUCGGACCCGCUGGAGGAUCGCCUGUGCCGGCAGAGCGACGAGGCGCUCGCCGCGCUCGACCGUGCCAGGCGGGCCCUUGAGCCUUCGGAAGCUCACGUCACGGACUUUGUCUUGCUGCGCUUCCUCAAGUGCAAUCAGCUGGACGAUCUGGACGUCUCCCUGCAGCAGCUCCGGCGCCGGCUGCAGUGGGAGAAGGAUCCAGGGAACCAAAAUCUGGAGGACCUGGUGGCAGGGGCCGAGCUCGAACUGGCGACGCUGGAGGAGAGCUACCCCCAGGGCUGGCACGGCGUGGACCGCUAUGGCAGGCCGGUGAAGAUCGAGAGGCUCGGGAAGGUCGACGCCCAGAGGCUCGCGUGCCCCGAGGUCCUGCCGCAGGCCAGGCGCAGGUUCCUGCUGGACUGCGAGAUGCUGCUGAGGGAGAAGUUCCCCGCCUGCUCUCUCGCAGCGGGCCACCUGGUCCACCGCUUCACCAACGUCAUCGACCUCCAAGGCCUCAGCUUCCACACGGCAUCGGAUCCGCAGUGCAGGGCGCUGAUCAAGCAGUUGCUGGUCACCUCCAAGCACUACUUCCCAGAGGUCAUGGGCAAGACCAUCAUAGUGAACGCCCCUCGCAUUUUUUCUAUAUCCUGGAGCGCGCUGAAGUCCAGCCUUGACCAGGCCGUGCUGGACAGGAUCGAGAUCGUCGGCCAGGACCCGAGGAUCAUGGGUCCGUGCCAAGCUCCUGCAGGUCAUCGAGCCCGACCAGCUGCCCCCGUUCCUCGGCGGCCAGUGCAGCUGCGCCCAGUGCGCCAAGGGCUGCCUCGGGUCCGCGAACGGCCCCUGGAGAGCGACCCCGCCAUACGCGCGGAGGUCAGGCGGACCUCGCACCACGAGCUGAUCGCGUCUUUCGCCGCAGACAGCACCGUGGCCGAACCCCACGCCGCCCCCGCGGCCCCGCCGGCGGGCGCCGCGGCCGAGGAGGACCGCACCUGGCGGCUUGCCGGCGCCCGGUGGCUGCGACGUGGUGCCGGCGGGCGAGCCCGCCAGCGCCCCGGUGGUGGGCCCCGCGGCCGGCGCCGCGGGCUCGCUGAACGCCGCCCUGGCGGCCGUGCAGGAGGCGCACCAAAGGACUCCGAGCCUGCAGGCCUGGGUGGUGGAGGCCAUCCGCCUCGAGCGGGAGCUGGGCCUGAAGACGAUCGAGCGCGCGGCGCCCUACUACGAGGUGCUGCACUUCCUCAAGACCGGCAAGGAGCUGCUGCAGAAGGCGGAGGAACGCUACCUGGAGCUGGACUCGGAGUUCGAGGACUCCUCGCUGGCCGUGCUCGCCGCGAAGAGCACGCUGUCGGCCCUGCUGGUGAGCGAGGACGAGGCAGCUCCGCCGCAUCCCCAGCUGCCCGCGGACGUCUACAGCAUCGCCUGCUCCAAGCUCACCCGCGCGGUCGAUCGUUCGGCGGAGCUGGAAAACCAGAGGGAGCUCGCCCGAGAGGAGUGCCAUCGGUGCUCGAAGGCCUUGGACAGGUCCAAGGCGCUGUAUGCCAAGCUGCACCACGACCACCGUCUCUGCAACUUUCGGUGCCCAAUCUCUUUGUGCAAGCCCUACUUCGAGGCCAAGCUGAAGUUCGAGACGCAGAUCAACGCAGAGGUCCAGAGGAUCGACGAGCUCAAGGCGCUGGUGGCGGAGGAGGCUGGACAACCCAGCGCGGUGGGCCGGGAAAACACCUCGAGCCUCUGCGAUUACGAGUUCGCAGUCGGGGACGCCUACGCUUCCAUCAUCGAAUCGGAGGACGUCGUGUCGGACGGGGGGCAGUCGCUGUACCUCGAGGGUUAUCCUUCCUUGCAUUUCCCCACGAAUUCGCCGGAAGGCGAGGACAGAUGCGGUGAUUGCCGCUCAGCUGCAGAGGCGGGUGCCUUUGAUCCGCCGUUGGGCCUUGUUUUGUGAUGUGACUGCUUAGGAACCCUUUGAUUCGCUUGUUUUCGCUGCACGUUAUCUAGAAGGGGUGCAAAAGGGGCAGGGGCGACUGUGAGAUUGGGCGCACAUGCCGCCUACAUCCUGUGCAAGCCGACCUUGCAUCUUUCGUCAAUCCAGUUCCUGCGGCCCAGGAGCGGCCCCCGAUUCACUAGCUCGGUCGCGCGCUUCAAAGGAGUCGUGCGCUCGAGGUCCCAGCCUUGAAAUCAGAUCCAGCUCGGCCCUCUUCCAGACUGGUGUUCUGCCAAAUGGGACUGUGCAGGAUGCCAGUUUGGAGUUUUUUUCCCCGGCGAGGAUUCAGCCACAUUGUGCUACCCCCUCAGAUCGGGGUCUUGCCAAAUACCAGGACUCGACCGUCCUAAUGGAUGUGCCGCGAUGAAUUGCGAGUCUCCGUGAUACGGGUAAGUUUUUCAUGACAGCGCAUUGGCACAUGUGGGAUGAAAUAUUCAGUUCGCCCCUUUGCUCACGCAGCAGCACGUGCAGCAGUUCGCACCCUCCUAUGGGCCAGUUCGUGGCCAGUCUAGAUUUAUUUCGAGCCGCAAUCCAAGUCCAAGUCCGAGGCAGAAGUGAGAAAGGCGCGCCAUUGUGCGCGCCGGCGCUGGCUUAGCCGCGCUGUAUGAUACGUUGUGUCAGGUGCUUUCGUUUUUUGUAGAAGCCAGUGAUGACUGCUGUAUGUGAUCUUGUUCCGGGCCGCGCGCAGAGCCGACCGCCGUUCCGUCAGCCUCGAAAGUUUGGACAUGCCAAGCUGGCCGCCUCCUCUGACCGCAUGCGCCAGCCGCUUCUUGCGAGGGGUCCCUCUCGAUCUUGCGGCCUGACCUGAGGGGAUGAAUCGGCGGCGCGCUUCAGGGGGGAACUGAGAGGGGG